AUGUUCUUCAUCGGCUAUGGCUGCUCCUUUAUUCCUGGUGCAACAUCCUUCCGUCUGGCAUGGGGUCUACAAUUCGUCCCGUCUGUUCUGCUGAUGGUUGGCUUGCCGUUCCUGCCUGAAUCGCCGCGUUGGUUGGCCAAGGUCGACCGCACCGAGGAGGCGAUUACCACUCUGGCUCGAAUCCAGACUGGCGGCAAUGUUGACGACCCGCUUGUGGUUGCCGAGUGGGAGGAAAUUACGACGGUGCUCGCUGCCGAGCGACAAGCAGCCCCGGGCUGGCGCAAGUUCUUUGUGAACGCUUGUCUGGAAACAUUCCUACUAGUUUCCUCCGGUAUCCAAUACGCACUAUUCAUCAUCUUCACCUCGGUCAUCUUCUUCUACACCGACAAGACGGGCCGACGUAGCCUGCUCAUCUGGGGAGCACUGGGAAUGGCUGCCUGCCACUUCGUCGUCGGCGGAGUCUUGUUUCGGGAACAUACGUCCCAGAAGGUCAUCCAGGGCCCACAGCGCGUGAUUGCAUUCUCCUACCUCCUGAUCAUCAUCUACGCCCUGACCCUGGCGCCCGUUGCCUGGGUCUACGCAGCGGAAGUCCGGUCCAUGGAGACUCGUGCAUCAGGAAUGUCUAUCGCCGCCUUCGGCAACUGGCUGUUCAACUUCGCCCUCAGCCUCUUCGUGCCCCUUGGCUUCGCCAAUAUCACUUGGAAACUGUUCAUCGUAUUCGGCGUCCUCUGCGUCGGAGCCGCGAUCCAGGUGUUCUUCACCUACCUGGAGACCUGCGGCAAGACCCUCGAAGAAGUGGAGGAGAUGUUAGCAUACCAAGCCGCAGAGCUGCGCCAAUCUGUGACCCCGUGUAAUUCGAGUAUAUAAU
Molecule: messenger RNA, 868 nt
Organism: Aspergillus novofumigatus IBT 16806
Lineage: Eukaryota; Fungi; Ascomycota; Eurotiomycetes; Eurotiales; Aspergillaceae
Product: MFS general substrate transporter
Exons: 5
Coding region: 1-867 (288 amino acids)
Biological process (GO): transmembrane transport; carbohydrate transport
Cellular component (GO): membrane
Molecular function (GO): carbohydrate:proton symporter activity
Source: RefSeq, a predicted model, not a curated record